AAGCGUGUGCACUUCAAGAGCUUGUGAGCCAGUCGGGCUGGGACCAGGCAGAUACGGGAGUUGCCCUUGAAGAACUUGUCAGUAUGGCAAAAGUUAGGAUUCGUUGCAAAGUGGAAUUGACAGUGUUUUAACAGCCUCAUCGUACACCACAACUCCUCGGCUUAAUGAAGGCUAAACCCAUAACUUCUGCGAGUGGCCAUAUCAGUGCGGGAUACAGCAAUGGAAGGUGGAGUGGUUCACUCUAUGCAGGUCCAAGGUUCCGUACAGGAGGUUUCUUCAAGCGAUGGAUGCCUUAAUGAUUCAUUGGAGGAUGAAAUUCUUGCCUUUCUUAUUGAUGGUGAAGCUCAAUUGCACACAUAUGAUGAUCUCACCAAAGUCAACCCUGUGACGCCAACAACCGUGCUGAGAUGCCUGCAGGCCAGGUACAGCGUGAAAGUAUUUUACACCCAUGCUGGCUGCACCUUGGUGGCUCUUAACCCCUUCCGACCCGUCCCUGAGCUUUACUCCCUGGAUGUGAUGAAAGAAUAUCACAAUGCUGCCCAGCUCAAGGAGCCCAAGCCACAUAUCUUUAUCGUGGCAGAGGAAGCCUACAGGAAUGUUCAGGGCCAGCUGGGGCCAGUGAACCAGUCCUUGGUGGUCAGCGGGGAGAGCGGUGCAGGAAAGACUUGGACUUCUCGUUGUCUGAUGAAAUACUACGCCACAGUGGCAGCCCCCUCCUCAGUGGUGGAAAGUCAUGACACUGUGGAGAGGAUUGAGAGGCGAGUGCUGGACUCCAACCCCAUCAUGGAAGCUUUCGGCAAUGCGUGCACACUUCGCAACAACAACAGCAGUCGCUUUGGAAAGUACAUCCAGCUCCAACUCGACAGAGGUCAGCUUUUAGUCGGGGCAUCUGUGCAGACAUAUUUACUGGAGAAGACCAGAGUUGCCUUCCAACCAGCUAAUGAAAGGAACUUCCACAUCUUUUACCAGAUGAUGAAAGGAGCCACGAAUGAGCAGAGAAAAGAGUGGAACAUGUCACGAGGUCACAACUUUGUGUGGCUGCCAAAUGUCGAAAAAACGAUUGAGGAGGACUGUUUUCAAGAGACACUUGAUGCAAUGGUCCACUUGCGUAUAAAUACACAGAGGCAAAGAGAGAUAUUUAAGAUGCUAGCUGGUAUUCUGCAUCUGGGCAAUGUGAAAUUCUCAAUUUCAGCUGAUGAAACGCAGCCGUGUGACAUAAAGGAACAGUCCAAAGUCUCCUUGCAUUGGGCGGCUGAACUGUUGCAAAUUCCUGCUGAGGAGCUUCAGACAUGUCUAAAUGUGAGGACAUUAAAAGCAGGGAGGCAGAGUGUACACAAACCCUGUUCCCAGGCAGAAUGCUGCGUGCGGAGAGACUGCCUUGCCAAAGUCGUCUAUGCAAAAUUAUUUGAAUGGCUGGUGACAUUUAUCAACAACAGCAUUUGUGCUGACAAAUCCACUUGGUGCAACUUCAUAGGUGUGCUCGAUGUAUACGGUUUUGAAUGUUUCCAAAGUAACAGUUUGGAGCAGCUUUGUAUCAACUAUGCCAAUGAAAAACUCCAGCAGCACUUUGUUAGCCAUUAUCUACGAGCUCAGCAGGAGGACUAUAUGUCGGAGGGAUUGCAGUGGUCCUUUGUCAAAUACCAAGAUAACCAAAGCUGUUUGGAUCUCCUCGAAGGAAGCCCUAAUAGUGUGUUUUCUCUUCUCGAUGAGGAGAGCCGACUUAAUCGAGCCUCGGAUGCCAAGGCGCUUAGGAUUCGUCUGGAGAAGGAGCUUGCUGGCAACGGCAACAUCAGCUGGGAUAAAUUCAGCAAAGUGCCACACUUCACUGUGGCCCAUUACGCUGGCAAAGUCAACUACAAGAUAGAAGGCAUGGUGGAGAAAAACAAGGAUCCAGUGGCCCCUGAGAUCAUCAGUCUGCUUCAGAUGUCAGAUAAUCCCCUGCUUCAGCAGAUCUUCACAGAAAAGAAAACUCACAACUCCUCAAGCAAGGGGCUCAGUAAAGUCACCGUAGUCUCAAAGUUCAAGAACUCCCUGCAGAGCUUAAUGAGCAUCCUCCACAGCACAACUCCUCACUACACUCGCUGCAUUAAACCCAAUUCUGACUGCAAGCCUUUCAUCUUUAAAAAGGAGGAGGUGAUCAUGCAGUUGGAGGCUUGUGGGAUUGUAGAGACGAUACACAUAAGCGCUGCUGGCUUUCCUAUAAGGAUUCCGUUCAAGUGUUUCAUACAACGCUAUGGAUGCACACUGAAACACUCAAGUUUCAAAUCAGAAGUUGAAAACCAUGUGAAGGCCGGCUGUGACCACGACAUGGAUCUACAGGAGGUUCAGAGGAUACUUAGCCUGGCGUUCCAACAUCCAGCACAUAUUAGAAGGGAACCAAAAUCUUUGGUGCACUGUGGGCGGACUAAAGUUUUUCUCACCCAGUCAAUGUUAGACUUACUGGAAGAUCAGAGGAAGAAGAUUCUCUACAAGUGUGCUUUCUGCAUUCAGUGCUGCUGGAUGCGCUACCAACGGCGCAAACGUUUUGAGCGACGGCAUUCUGCUACUCUAAUCCAAGCAGCGGUGCGUUCUUGGCUUGUCAGGAGGCGGGUCCAGAGAUGGGACAGAGCUGCGACACUUAUACAGAAAUCCUGGAGGAAGUGGAGGGCAUUGUUGAAUUCAUUGGCCGAGGAAGAGCUCGAUGAUGUAGAAGACCUCAUCAUGCAGGAAGACGUGUCAGAAUUAAACGCCAUCAUCGGGGAACAGGGCUCGGUGCAGCUGUCCAGCAUACAGGAGCCGGUCACUGUGCGAGGAUGGCCUAUGGGUCUGGCUUUACCCUCGCCCCCAUCCAUCACAGUAUCGAUGAGGGCCACUGGCUUUCACAAGAUGAUGUCUGUGGUGGCCUCUCUCAAACUGCCAUCCAAGAGAGGAGAGUACAAGGUGGAAACCAACCAGAGCAUGCAAGGAAUCGCCUCUAUUCGGGCUCAACCCAGGGGAUCUGUUAAACUGCACUGCCAACGGUCGCCCCUUCUUUAUGCAAACAGCCAGCCAGAGAUGAGGAAUUAUGUGACCGGCUUCAAUGAGAUCCUGUUGGAGAAGACUUUGUAACAGUACAGCCUACUUCCAUGUGCAAGCUGCUUUUACAGAAAAGUUGUCAUGUGACACAGAGGGAAAUGUUCUAAUAAUUUUGUCACGUUACUUUUCAGCAUAAGGUGGCUUUUGAAUGCAGUACGGUUCAACGGCUUUUAUAGUUUUAAGCGCACUACAACCAUUUCAGGUGAACUUAAUUACUUUUUUUAAACUUUAGACUGCACGUCCAACUGUUUAGUGGUUGAGUACUUUUUGCACAACUUGUUCUCUAAAAGGAGCUGAAUGACAAAAUUCACCAUCAAUCGACUAAUACGUUUUAAAUUUGAAUUGGUUCAUCACUGAUCAACACUAACUAGCCGUUGUGAAGCUUUGCAUGGGAUGUUCUCAAAGUAAAGUGGUCACUUGAGUUUAGAGCAGUGGUCUCCAAACUACAGCCUGGGGGCCAUUUGUGGGCUGCUGUCCAUUUUUUUUGUGACCCAUUGCGUGCCAUAUACUAAAAUUAAAACUUGGACAUGGCUUGUGUCAUUUGCUUGCAUUGCCCUAUCAGCUUUCUACACUGGAUAAUAAUAGUGCUUCUCUUGCAAACAGAUGGAUGUUGCCACUUGAGGAAAAUAUUUUGUGUCAGUGCUGCCUUCCAUUGAAUUUAAAUCACAAAGUGUUGUAGCUUAGAUGAGUGAAAAUCAACAACAAAAAUGGGCUGAUGAUAUUUAUUACCGUAGUUGUCAUGAUGUACUCUAUCAUGAAAAAGACUGACAUGCACAUAAAAUGUCAACACAUACUUUGACUUGCAUUUUGCAGAACCAAAGUGGGUUUGCAUUUUUUGCACAUCGAAAGCAGAUAUUGCACAUCCAAACACCAAACAAUUUACAUGCGAUUCAGGAAGAGAGUUCAUCAGACUGCUGCUUUAAUCUGCACGCCAGUGGAAUAUUUGGAACUUGUUUCAUCCAUUUAUUUUUAAAUAUUGUUUGUCAUUGGAAUAUCGUGCGUUUUGACUAAUGCAUGCAUGCUUUAUAGAGGAAUAUCUGAAUACAAAAUUGAAUGAUUUGAUUUGUAAAAA
Messenger RNA from Hippocampus comes (tiger tail seahorse), 4126 nucleotides. It is a transcript of the gene myo19, whose product is annotated as myosin XIX. Gene Ontology annotation, cellular component: actin cytoskeleton; membrane; myosin complex. Bases 220 to 3087 code for a protein of 955 amino acids. Gene Ontology annotation, biological process: actin filament organization. NCBI's taxonomy places the organism in Eukaryota, Metazoa, Chordata, Actinopteri, Syngnathiformes, Syngnathidae. The transcript has 24 exons. The record is from RefSeq and is a predicted model, not a curated record. Gene Ontology annotation, molecular function: ATP binding; microfilament motor activity; actin filament binding.